This is a messenger RNA of Linum trigynum, 1196 nucleotides long. NCBI's taxonomy places the organism in Eukaryota, Viridiplantae, Streptophyta, Magnoliopsida, Malpighiales, Linaceae. The record is from the annotation of a GenBank genome assembly.
UUGGUUUGGUAUUGACCAGCCGACACGUGCUGACCGACGACAUGUGCGGGCAUCUUUGUGAACUGAGAACGACCAAAGAAACGAUCUUUCUCUCUUUCGGUCUUUCCCCUUCUUCUUUUAAAUCCUUUCUUUCGUACCUUCCUUUCUCCAACAUGCUUUAGCCGGCUUCAUUCCAGAGAAACGAAUAGCUUUGCAUCCGCUUUGUAUCUACGCAGGGUUUGGACUUGGGACGUUUGAGCAACUUGGGAAAUGUCGAGCCAGCCCCAAAAGUACCCAGAAUCAGUUUACGAUUUCACUGUCAAGGACGCAAAGGGAAAUGAUGUAAGCUUGAGUAUCUACAAGGGGAAAGUAGUACUAAUUGUCAAUGUUGCUUCCAAAUGCGGAAUGACCAACUCCAAUUACACAGAGCUGAAUGAUCUGUACCGAAAGUACAAAGAUCAAGGCCUGGAGGUACUAGCAUUCCCUUGCAACCAGUUUGGUGAUGAAGAACCGGGGAACAACGAGGAGAUUGCUGACUUCGUCUGCACUCGGUUCAAAUCCGAGUUCUCCAUCUUUGAUAAGAUAGAAGUGAAUGGAGAGGAUGCAUCCCCACUGUACAAGUUCUUGAAGACAGGGAAAUGGGGAAUCUUUGGUGACGACAUCCAAUGGAACUUUGGCAAGUUUCUGGUCAACAAACAUGGCCAAGUUGUUGAUCGUUACUACCCAACCACUUCUCCCCUUAGCAUCGAGUAUGACAUAAAGAAGCUGCUGGGAACCUCAUAAGAGAGUUCUGCUACUGAUGAAUAGCUCUUAUCAUCGACAUAGGAAUUCAUUUCAAGCACGUGACGUUUGCUUCCUUCUUCCUGCAACUGCUGCUGCUGUCCUUUAUUAAUGUGUCCAGAGAUUUUCGGGGACUCCCAAGCAUCCUAAUUGGACGCGACAUCCCAAGCCUGUGGCUUCAGAAACUUGGCUAUGGAAUAUGUAAAACUUGUUUCAGUUUAUGGUCUUUCUUUUCCUAUCUGGUCUUCAUCUGUAACCUUUAGAAGUCUCUGAUCAACAAUAUUGCAUGUCAGAUCUAAGUCAAGUUCAUUACAUACUUCCAUACUAUCAUAAAGAGAUGAGAAAUAAAACCAACAGGAUUUGAUUAAACUUUGUUACUGCCAAUCACCAAAGACUGAUACUCAUAAAUACCCAGAAAACAAAUUCUAAACUGAUGG